Gekko japonicus is the source of this 1329-nucleotide messenger RNA. It is a transcript of the gene NQO1, whose product is annotated as NAD(P)H dehydrogenase, quinone 1. NCBI's taxonomy places the organism in Eukaryota, Metazoa, Chordata, Lepidosauria, Squamata, Gekkonidae. Gene Ontology annotation, molecular function: NAD(P)H dehydrogenase (quinone) activity. The record is from RefSeq and is a predicted model, not a curated record. Bases 14 to 841 code for a protein of 275 amino acids. Gene Ontology annotation, cellular component: cytosol. The transcript has 5 exons.
GCCCCGCCCCGCCAUGGUAGAAAAGGCUGGCCGCCUCCGCACCGCCUCCUCCUGCUGCUGCUGCUGCGCCAUGGCCGGGCGGCGGGCGCUGGUGGUGCUGGCCCACCCGGAGCGGACCUCCUUCAACCACGCCAUGAAAGAGGCGGCCGUCGAGGCGCUGCAGGGGCACGGCUGGACCGUCGCCGUCUCGGACCUCUACGCCCUCCGCUUCAACCCGGUCCUCUCCCGCGACGACGUCACCGGUAGGGAGGGAGGGAGGGCCUGGGAGGGGCCGCGCUGGAACCUGAAGACCAACCCUGUUGUGCUUUCCCUCCAGUUCCCCCUCCAGUGGGUUGGCGUGCCGGCCAUCCUGAAAGGGUGGUAUGAACGCGUCUUCACGCAAGGCUUUGCCUACUCCUAUGCCACCAUGUACGAGCAAGGGCCCUUCCAGAAAAAGAAGGCCCUGCUGUCCUUCACCACCGGCGGGAUAGGCUCUAUGUACUCCCCCCAAGGAAUCAUCGGCGACAUCAACAUUCUCCUCUGGCCUGUGCAGAGCGGCACCCUGCACUUCUGUGGCUUCCAGAUCUUGGAGCCCCAGAUAGCCUUCAGCAUUGCGCACACCCCACCAGAGGCUCGUUCCCAGAUCCUGGAGAGAUGGAAGAAGAGACUGGGGACCAUCUGGGACGAAAAGCCCCUCACGUUUGCUCCCACUAGCAGCUUUGACCUGAGCUUCCCCGGCGGCUUCCUCCUGAAGAAAGAGGUGGAAGAACAGCUGCGAGGCCAGAAAUACGGGCUGACGGUGGGCCAGCACCUGGGGAAGCCGCUCCCACCUGACAAUCAGGUCAAAGCCCAGAAGAAAUAACCAGUCCUGGGGAUCAUUCGGGGUGGGGUUUGCAGUGAUACGCCUUCUUUUUCCGGGCAGCUCAGUGGCAUCUAGCAAGGCAGAAGCAGGCUUCCUUUCCGCUGGGGUCUCUCCUGGACACGUGCCUUGAUUAAACAGCGCUACAGGGAACCCAGCUGCAAAUGGAGGUCAAGCAAGCAGGUGGAGAUGAUACCAGAGGAGUAUCUCCCAAGCGUCUUGCUGGGGGGCAUUUAGCACUCUUCCUUCUCUGCUCUUGGCCUUAAAAGUGUAGCUGCCUCUGUACUGCUGAGACUUCCCUCUGUCUGAACAUACCAGUCAUCAUUUCACUCCAGCCUCAGCUGGUUUCUAGCCUUUAAUGCACUUCUCCAGUUAACUUUCUGGAUGUUGCCUCCUUUCUGCUCUUUGAACACAGGGGGUGGGGCUUCUCUUGCAGCAGUCUGUCCGUGCGCAAAUCUGAGUCUUGAAAUAAAAGAGGAUUUUUUCAACCA